GAAGGUAUGGUCGCAGUGCUGCACGCCACAGCUGCUAGAUUGUCAUUCAUCUUCGGACAGUAUGCUGCUAUAUGGUCUCUUAUCCAGCCUAUCACUGGUAUCUGCUCUCCCAAGUCUGUGGGAUACGGUCCAGAAACCCUUUUCCAAUGCCCUCGCCAACCCCAUCACUCAUGAUCCCUCGAGGGUCAACGUAACGCUCUACAUCAUGUCUCGAUGUUCAGACUCCAGAAUAUGUGAAUCGGUGUUUGAAGAUGUUCUACGAACCAAGGGCAUCGAGGAUAAGAUCAACUUUGGAAUUCAGAUGGUGACCCAGGGCCGCAAUGAGUCAGACCCAACUGGCAUUAGCUGCAAGCAUAAUACGAUCGAAUGCCUCGGCAACGCCCAGCAUCUCUGCCUCUUCGAACAUCUCCCUCUCCAGACAUUCGUCGCUGUCCUGGCGUGCGAAAACUUUGAGUCUUCUUUCCCGGGCGACAUUGGCUCAGUAGCCUAUACAAGACACUGUGCUGAGGCCUCGAAAGUUGACUGGUGGCAGUCCGGCGUUGGGCAAUGUAUUCAGGGCAAGAAAGCUAAGAAGGAUGAUGGCAAGAAAGCAACAAAGAAAGGGAUACUUGGCAAAGAGGCAAAGGAGCUUCUUCAGUCAAACGCUGAGAUCACUUGGAGCAGGAAUAUCACCCGUGCUUGUACGAUCGAAAUUGGAAGUACGCUGCGAACGGGUGGUAAACGUACCUGUGUAGUCGACGAUCACAUUUGGACGGGCUGUGAUGACGGACAUUCAGCACAAGACUUUGUGCGCGUCAUAGAAGAAGAGUACAAGGCCCUGCAGAAGUAGUUAAGACUGACUAGAGAAACCAUGUACCAUCACCGAUAUGUACGCUUUAGGAGAAGGCGCGAA
Kockovaella imperatae is the source of this 892-nucleotide messenger RNA. RefSeq lists its product as hypothetical. The transcript has 5 exons. The record is from RefSeq and is a predicted model, not a curated record. Gene Ontology annotation, molecular function: oxidoreductase activity, acting on a sulfur group of donors, disulfide as acceptor. The coding region runs from base 62 to 829 and encodes 255 amino acids. Lineage: Eukaryota; Fungi; Basidiomycota; Tremellomycetes; Tremellales; Cuniculitremaceae.